AGUUACUUCAUGUGUUUUUUUAAUUGCCUAGUUGUGUGCUUGUAUUAAAUGAAUAUAUUCUUAUGUUGUAAUGUUUGAAACAAAUGAGUUGUUAAAAUGAAUAAAUUGUUAUUCUGUAAUCUUUGAAGCAAAUGGAUGUUCAUCCGGAACCUAUUUCACGAGACGUUUUAGUUCUUGAAGGCGGAGUACAUAGGUGUGAUGCGGUAUGGGCGGACGAAGAAUAUGCCAAAAAGAGUCUAAAGUGUCAUAGGACUUGUUCUAGUAUAUAUCUGAGAACUCUUGUUGCUAAUAGACCACCUCGUGUUAUAGAGAUCUUACAAGAUUAUGGAUUUUAUGGGGUGGAGAAAGUGGGUGGAUUACAGUUAGAUUGUGCUCUGAUUACUUCUUUAGUGGAGAGAUGGAGACCCGAGAUCCAUUCAUUCCAUCUUCCAUUUGGAGAGGUGGGAAUUACGCUGCAAGAUGUUGAGGUUUUACUUGGAUUGCCCAUAGAUGGCAUUCCAUUGUCGGGGGUCACUAGUCGAUCAAGAGAUCAGUGGAUUCAGAUUUGUCAUGACAUGAUGGGUUUUAUACCUAAACCAUCUGAUAUUACGUCUUCUACGAUUAAGAUAUCUGCAAUUGAUCCGAAGGCGUUGUCAGAGCACAGUGUAGAAGUUGAUUACCAACAGCAUGCUAGAGCUAUCAUGUUUAAGUUGAUGGGUGGCAGGUCAUUUCCCAACACGACGGGAAAUAAGGUUAGUUUGUAUCUGUUGGAGGUAAUCAUGGGUGACUCUGUGCUGGUGCGGGGUCGUGCCAUUGGUGCUGCGGUACAAUGGAUAUCCAACCAAUCCGCCAUUGCUGCACCACUCCAGCUCCAAUAUAUAACUCCGGCAUCGGAUAAUAAUAUCAUCUCUCUGAUAACGGCAAUGACGGCGGAGGAGGAGACUGCCAAAUACGAAACCAAAGUCGACAUCAAGAGCUCGUCGUCAGCGCUGCCUCCUCCACCGGCGUUGGCCCCACCGCGGUUGUCCCUCGCCGGAGAUGAUCUAGCGGAGGAGAAGAGAGUCAAUUUCCCGUUCUUCAGGCCGCUGUCGCAGAAGAGCGAGAAUGCGUGGAUCAUCUCUCUGUUCGUGAUCGUACACCUGAUUGUCUUCACGGCCACCAUGAUCGUCAACGACUGUUGGCACAACUCUCACGGCCAGUGCUCCGUUAAAUUCCUCAGAAUGGUCUCCUUUCAGCCCCUCCACGAGAAUCCCUUGCUUGGCCCCUCCGCCUCUGCGCUUGAUAAAGUUGGGGCUCUUAAGAAGACUUUGUUCAUUGAUAAUCACCAAUUCUGGCGUGUUUUCACCAGCCCAUUGUUGCAUGCAGGACUUUUCCACAUCAUUGUAAACUUGUGCAGUGUAGUCUUUGUUGGAAUUCACAUGGAACAAGAGUUUGGAUCAAUCAGGACUGGAGUUGGCUACAUACUGUCUGCCAUUACAGCUAGCUUGGUGGCUGCGCUUUUCGUUACUGAUAAAACAUCAGUGACAUCAUCUGGAGCAUUAUUUGGAUUGCUUGGUAUGAUGCUGUCUGGGCUCAUUAGAAACUGGAAAUUUUACACCAAAAAGCUUGCAGCUGUUUUUGUAAUUUUGAUGAUUUUGGUUGUCAACCUCAUCAUCGGUUUGUUACCGUACAUCAACAACUUUUCCAAUGUUGGAGGAUUUAUAACUGGUUUCCUUAUUGGGUUUGUGAUACUAUUCAAACCACAACUCAACAGAAGGGCUCAAGCGAAGGGAGGCUUGUUUGAGUAUGAUCUCAAACAAAAAGUUAAAUUGAAGCAGAAGUUGGACAGGCCAUUUCUGAGGGGCAUUUCUCUUACCAUCUUCUUAUUUCUGUUUGUAGGAGUCUACAUGGCAGUUCUUCGUGGAACUAAUGCGAACAUGUAUUGUAGCUGGUGUAAAUACAUAGAUUGCAUUUCAUCCAAAUGGGGUAGCUGUGUGGACAAACCAAUACACUGCGAGACCAUGGUAAACUCAGAGCACUUGAUCUUGACAUGCUCAGACAAUGGAAACUUCAGAAUUCUCCCUUACACCCACAUCUCACCCUCAAGGAUUGAAGAUUUGUGCAGUCUCAUAUGCUCUUAGAUGGUAAUUGUGAAUUUGUACACAACGGCUGACCGGUUCCAAGACCUAACACCAAUGCCAAUACUUAGCUUCCAAUUGAUGUGGAUAGGUACAACAAAAGUGUGAGGUUGUUGUUCAACCAUUUCGUCUAGACAUUGAAUUUUUGAUACAUAGACAUAGACAUGAGCAAAAGAAACAUCAGAAGGCUUG
This is a messenger RNA of Cuscuta campestris, 2288 nucleotides long. The record is from the annotation of a GenBank genome assembly. NCBI's taxonomy places the organism in Eukaryota, Viridiplantae, Streptophyta, Magnoliopsida, Solanales, Convolvulaceae.